AUGGCGUCUCUACUUGGGAAGAAAGUGUUUGAAAUAAAUGGUCAGGGUCCCCCUCCGACAAAAGAUUUUUUUCAGCUCACUGUCACUAAAACUGAGGUGAUAUGGAGAUCGUGGAAGAUUUCUUUGCGGAUUGAAUUCAAGGGAGCUGCACCUGGAGAAAAUAAGAUGACCCACGAUGACUUUUUGCAAGAUGCCCGCAUGCAGCAACAGGUAGGUGUGGUGUUUGGCCAGCAGAUCCUACAGUACACCCAAGCACUGUGCCAAGGGAACUUUGACUACCUGGAGCGCCUGCCCAAUGACCUACUGCUCCAAAUCCUGGCCUUCCUGGAACUGAAAGACGUAGCACAGCUGGCACAGACCACAAAGAGGUUCCACAAGCUCUGCAACUCGCCAGAGUUCUGGGAACAGACUGUGAGGGGUCGCUGUGAUGAGCUCACACCUGACAUGGAGGCCUUAGCCAACGCCAUGGGCUGGAGGAAGAUAUUCUUUGCCUUCUUCAACACCAAAGAGCACCAGCAGUAUGCACAGGGAGGUAGCUAGACACUUAAGACAGUGUUACUCCUCUCAUAAUAAAGAUUUGAGGAAAU
Messenger RNA from Oncorhynchus tshawytscha (Chinook salmon), 587 nucleotides. RefSeq names its product F-box protein 36a (gene fbxo36a). Lineage: Eukaryota; Metazoa; Chordata; Actinopteri; Salmoniformes; Salmonidae. The record is from RefSeq and is a predicted model, not a curated record. The transcript has 4 exons. Bases 1 to 540 code for a protein of 179 amino acids. Gene Ontology annotation, molecular function: protein binding.